AUGGCCGGUAAGCCCCGCAGCGGCUGCGAGGCGCUCCGGGUGGUGGCCCGGUGCCGGCCCAUGAGCCGGCGGGAGGAGGCGGCGGGAUACGAGCGCGUCCUGGAGCUGGACGUGAAGCUGGGCCAGGUGAGCAUCCGCAACCCCCGCGCCGCCCCCGGGGAGCUGCCCAAGACCUUCACCUUCGACGCCGUGUACGACGCCAGCUCCAAGCAGGCCGAUCUGUACGACGAGACGGUGCGGCCGCUCAUCGACUCGGUGCUGCAGGGCUUCAACGGCACCGUCUUCGCCUACGGCCAGACCGGCACCGGCAAGACCUACACCAUGCAGGGCGCCUGGGCCGAGCCCGAGAAGCGCGGCAUCAUCCCCAGCGCCUUCGAGCACAUCUUCACGCACAUCUCCCGCUCCCAGAACCAGCAGUACCUGGUGAGGGCCUCGUACCUGGAGAUCUACCAGGAGGAGAUCAGGGACCUCCUCGCCAAGGACCAGAGCAAGAAGCUGGAGCUGAAGGAGAACCCCGAGACGGGGGUGUACAUCAAGGACCUCUCCUCCUUCGUGACCAAGAACGUCAAGGAGAUCGAGCACGUGAUGAACCUGGGCAGCCAGACGCGCUCCGUGGGCAGCACCAACAUGAACGAGCACAGCUCCCGCUCCCACGCCAUCUUCCUCAUCACCAUCGAGUGCAGCGAGACGGGGCCGGACGGCGAGGAGCACAUCCGCGUGGGCAAGCUCAACCUGGUGGACCUGGCCGGCAGCGAGCGCCAGAGCAAAAUGGGGGCCCACGGGGAGCGCCCCAAGGAAGCCUCCAAGAUCAACCUCUCCCUCUCCGCCCUGGGCAACGUCAUCUCCGCACUCGUGGACGGCAGGAGCACGCACAUCCCCUACCGGGACUCCAAGCUGACCCGCCUGCUGCAGGACUCCCUCGGGGGCAACGCCAAGACAAUCAUGGUGGCCACCUUGGGCCCGGCCUCCCACAGCUACGACGAGAGCCUCUCCACCCUCAGGUUCGCCAACAGGGCCAAGAACAUCAAGAACAAGCCCCGGGUGAACGAGGACCCCAAGGACACCCUGCUGCGGGAGUUCCAGGAGGAGAUCGUGCGGCUGAAAGCCCAGCUGGAGAAACGCGGGAUGCUGGGGAAGAAGAGGAGAAGGAGCAGCCGGAGGAAGAAAGCGAUGGACGGAGAAGGCACCGUGGAGAACGAAGGGGAGGACGACAACGAGGAGGGCCUGGAGAAGAACAUGGAGAACUACUUGAAGGAGCAGAAGGAGAGGCUGGAAGAGGAGAAAGCUGCUAUCCAGGAUGACCACAGCCUGGUGAGCGAGGAGAAGCAGAAGCUGCUCCAGGAGAAGGAGAAGAUGAUCGAGGACCUGCGGAAGGAGCAGGAGGCCACGGAGCUGCUGGCCAUCAAGUACAAGGUACGUGUCACCACCCGCCAUCACCAGCGAGGCCGGGGGAAAGACCUGCUGUGCCCCCAACCCCUCCCAGGGUGUGGGAAUGGGCCCCGAGCAGGGAGCCUGUGCCAGGAGCCCACCGGGGUGCCCAGGCAAGGGGGGCUCCCAGCAAGGUGCCCCCAAGAGCCCCUGACCCAGGCUGAUGUGUGGGGCUGGGCUGGGGUUGCCCUCGGACACGGACGUGCGUGGGAACCCUGUGUGGAGCUGCAGGGAGGCGGCUGGGAAGGGCUCUGGGGGAGUGGGUCACUGGUGGCACGAGUUUGCUGUGCUCAGCUCCGGUCCCCCUCGGCACAACAAAGCAGCUCUUGGCAGGGAGGGGGAGUGACGGGAGUGAUGCUGCAGAUUCGUCCCCGUGGCACCGGGAGCGUGCCCAGGGCUGGGGCUGGGGACACUGUGCACCUGCCCCCCGCCAGUCCCCGGUUCUGCUGGGCUGGGCAGGGCUGGGAGCCCCUGGCACGGCCUGGCAGCUCAGCAGGGACCCCCACCCCCCUCCCAGCCCCAAAUCCUUCCUGGCACCCCAAGCCGGAGCGGGGUGGGUGGGGGCACAUAACAGGCAUGGCCACCGGCUCAGGGAUGCUCAGGGAUGUGGGGCUGAGGUCACCCCCCACCCUUCCUCUCCUGCCUCUCCCCUCUCCGUGGCUGCAUCUAUUCCUUCACCCUCUCCACUUCCAUCCCAUUUUCAUCCUCUGGAUGUUUCCUCUCCAUGCCCUGUCUCCCUCUCUUCCUGCCAUCCCUUUCCUCUCCCUUUCCGGGCUGUUUUCUGUCUCCUGUCUCAUUAACUCCUUCCUCUCCUGCUCCUUCCCCCCUCACUCCCUCUCAUCCCUGUCCCUCUCGGCCACUCCCUGGCUCAGGUACUUGAUCAUCGAGAACUUCAUCCCUCCCGAGGAGAAGAACAAGAUCAUGAACCGCCUCUACUUCGACAGCGACGAGGACCAGUGGAAGUUCCAGCCGCUGGUGCCCACCGGAGGGAACAGCUCCCAGAUGAAGAGGCGCCCGACCUCCGCCGUGGGCUACAAGAGACCCAUCAGCCAGUACGCCCGCGUGGCCAUGGCCAUGAGAUCCCACCCCCGCUUCCGGGUGCGUGACGGGUGCCAGACGCCGCGGUCGCUGCCCUCCUCCACCACCCACGUGUCCCUCACCUCCGGCGCCGCCUGUGCCGCCGCGAUGCCAGCUCAGAUGCCAGCUCAGAUGCCAGCUCAGAUGCCAGCUCAGGAGUGACGUCCCGGAGCCCCGGUCCGGACUGAGCCCCGGGGGGCCGAGGGAGGGCCCCGCUCGUCCUUGUCUGCAGCUGCUUUGUGUGCGUGUGUUUGUGAGACACGAACGGCCCGGCGGGGGACCCGCCCCUUCCCUCCCUCCCUCCCUCCCCGUGCCCCUCCCCGUGCCCCUCCCCGGCCCGGAUCUGUCACUUUAUUUAUUUAACCUAUUUAUUUAUGGAGUGGUUGAUGGCGGAGGCAGGAGACGCGCUCGGACUGUUGGACGUGCAGGGCUGGCCCUGGGCACUGUGCUGACCCCCGGGUUUGCCCAGCUCCCAGCCCUGCCCACGCUGCCCAGCACAGGGCUGGGCACGGCCAGGACACGCUCACCAGCCAGGAGGGGCACGGGACCCUCUCCGGGGGCUUUGGCGGGAGCUGGUGCUGCCUUUGCUGUGCUGGAUUCCCGGGAAUUCGGAGAUUCCUCCGCGGGUUUGGAGACUCGGUGGUGGCAGCACCUUGUCAGAGUCCCCCAGUGGGACUCCCCAGCCUGUGCCAACGCCGGGGGCAGCAGGGACAUCUCACGGACACGGGCAUGGCCGUCACUCCAGGAGCACCAGCUCCAUCCACAGGGAUCACGGAGUCACCAAAGUCAACCAAAGCCAAGGGCUUUGUCCACCUGUGCCACGCUCUGGAGACACUCUGGAGGCAGCCCCGGCCCGUCGAGGUGCCUGACACCAUCUCCCGUCCCUGGGCUGGGACUCCUGACAGCAGCAACAAGAGGUGGAACUUUCCAGCCCCUUCCAUCCGCCCAUCCCAAAGGCAGGCAGCGUGGGGAGAACAGAGCUGUGGGAUGGGAGUGGCUCCCUCCUGCAGCUGAAGGCAAUGGAGAAACGUGGGACAAGGUGGUGACGCCCAGGGGAGGGAGGUCAUCGCUCCCCUCCGGGCUGGGCAAUGCCACAGGGAGGUCACUUCUGAGCUGGGGGAGAUUUCCAAGCGGGUGGGGGAGGGAUGGGUGUGAAAUGGGGGGUGGGGAAGGGGAUGGGGCUGUGAAUCCCAUCCCAGCUGCCGCACCCUUGGUGUUCCUGUGGGACGCGGCUUCCGGAGGGAGGGAAGGUGGGACCUUGGCGAAGCCCCUUCCUGGCAGUGCCAGGCCAGCAGCUGUGCUUUCCCUGGCAUGGGGGGGUGAGGAGAUCUGUUUGUGUGACACGAUUCUCAUGGGCAAGGGAGUGACCUCCGGCUCACCUGGGAGGUGUGGAUUGGCAAAGGGCCGAGCACAGGGAGUCCCCGGGCACAGGGAGUCCCCGGGCACAGGGAGUCCCCGGGCACAGGGA
Messenger RNA from Lepidothrix coronata (blue-crowned manakin), 3973 nucleotides. RefSeq names its product kinesin-like protein KIF3C. The transcript is spliced from 4 exons. Bases 1 to 2667 code for a protein of 888 amino acids. The record is from RefSeq and is a predicted model, not a curated record. NCBI's taxonomy places the organism in Eukaryota, Metazoa, Chordata, Aves, Passeriformes, Pipridae. Gene Ontology annotation, molecular function: ATP binding; microtubule motor activity; microtubule binding. Gene Ontology annotation, biological process: microtubule-based movement.